Messenger RNA from Cajanus cajan (pigeon pea), 4462 nucleotides. It is a transcript of the gene RAD50, whose product is annotated as DNA repair-recombination protein (RAD50). The record is from RefSeq and is a predicted model, not a curated record. Gene Ontology annotation, molecular function: ATP hydrolysis activity; single-stranded telomeric DNA binding; G-quadruplex DNA binding. Gene Ontology annotation, biological process: chromosome organization involved in meiotic cell cycle; telomere maintenance via telomerase; double-strand break repair. Lineage: Eukaryota; Viridiplantae; Streptophyta; Magnoliopsida; Fabales; Fabaceae. Gene Ontology annotation, cellular component: nucleus; Mre11 complex; condensed nuclear chromosome.
UGGCGCUGAGUUGAGUGAGUUGAAUGGAGCGAGUUUUUCUGUAACAAAACCGAAAAAGGGCGGGACUGGGACUGGGACUGGGACUGGGACUGGGACUGGGACUGAGACUGAGAGGGAUAGUGAAGAUGAGUACCGUUGAUAAAAUGUUGAUUAAGGGGAUUCGGAGCUUCGACCCAGAGAAUAAGAACGUCAUCACCUUCUUUAAGCCAUUAACCCUAAUUGUCGGUCCUAAUGGUGCUGGCAAAACCACGAUCAUAGAGUGUUUGAAACUUUCAUGCACAGGUGAGUUGCCUCCUAACGCCAGGUCUGGCCACAGCUUCAUUCACGACCCCAAGGUUGCAGGAGAAACCGAAACGAAGGGACAGAUUAAGCUCCGAUUUAAAACGGCCGCCGGCAAAGAUGUCGUUUGCGUGAGGUCGUUUCAGCUGACGCAAAAGGCUUCGAAAAUGGAAUACAAGGCAAUAGAGAGUGUGCUUCAAACUAUUAAUCCUCACACAGGCGAGAAAGUUUGCCUCAGCUAUAGAUGCGCUGACAUGGAUCGAGAGAUUCCCGCGCUCAUGGGCGUUUCCAAGGCCAUUCUCGAAAAUGUUAUAUUCGUUCACCAAGACGAAGCCAACUGGCCACUCCAGGAUCCUUCCACCUUGAAGAAGAAGUUCGACGAUAUUUUUUCGGCAACUCGAUACACCAAGGCACUGGAAGUUAUAAAGAAACUUCACAAGGAGCAGGGUCACGAGAUAAAGACUUAUAAGCUGAAACUGGAAAAUCUUCAGACUCUCAAAGAUGCUGCUUACAAGCUUCGGGAAAGCAUUGCACAGGAUCAAGAGAAAACAGAGUCUGUAAAAUGUCAAGUGCAACAGUUGGAUGGGAAUAUUAAAAAAUUGGAUGAUAAAAUUCGUCAUGCGGAGAAAACAAUUCAAGAUUUGCGGAAGCUGCAAGAGCAGAUAUCAACAAAAACUGCUCAACGAAGCACUCUGUUUAAGGAACAACAGAAACAAUAUGCAGCUCUUCCCGAGGAGAAUGAAGACACUGAUGAGGAGUUGAUGGAAUGGAAGACCAAGUUUGAAGAAAGAAUUGCAAUUUUAGAAGCAAAAGUAAAAAGGCUGGAAAGAGAGUGGACUGACACUGAUGAUAAAAGUUCCAUCCUUCAGAAGACCAUUCCUCAUUUCAUCCAUGAGAUUAGCAAGCUACAAAAUGAAGCAGAUGCUCACUUGUCUUUGAAGAAUGAACGUGAUUCCUCCAUUCAGAGUCUUUUUGCUAGAUAUAAUUUAGGAUCUCUUCCAAAGUCACCAUUCAGUGAUGAGGUUGUUUUAAACCUCACUAAUCGUGUAAAAUUGAGGUUGGCAGAUCUUGAGAAGGAUCUGGGUGAUAAAAAGAAAGCGAAUGACAAUGAACUCAAUAUGGCAUGGGAUUGCUACAUGAAUGCAAAUGACCGUUGGAAAGAUACUGAGGCUGAAAAAAAGGCUAAGACAGAGAUCAAGAGUGGCAUUUUGAAGCGAAUUGAAGAGAAGAAAAAUGAGCUUGAUAAAUCUGAACUUGAAAUACCUAAUUUAAACUUCUCUCAUAUAGAUGAAAGAGAAAGAAAUUUGGGAAAGGAGGUUGAGAGGAAGGCAAACCAACUUGAUGAAAGACAAUUUGAACCAAAUAUACGUCAGUUGCAAAAUGAGAUAUAUAGUGUAGAUCAAAAGAUUAAGGCUGUCAAUCGAGAGAAGGAGGUCAUGUCUUCUGAUUCAGAGAACAGAGUUAAGAUAUCUUAUAAGAAGGCAGAAUUAGAAAAUCAGAAGAAGAAACAUAAAAAGAUAAUUGAUGAUCAAAAGGACAAAAUAAGAAAGGUGCUGAAAGGGAGGGUCCCUCUUGACAAGGAUGUGAAGAAGGAAGUUACACAAGCAUUAAGGGCUGUUGGAGCUGAAUUUGAUGAUCUGAAUGCCAAAUACCGUGAAGCUGAGAAAGAAGUCAAUAUGUUGCAGAUGAAAAUACAAGAGGUUAAUAAUAACCUAUCCAAACACCACAAGGAUUUGGAAUCAAGAAAGAGAUUUAUUGAAUCCAAGCUUCAGUCUUUGGAUCAGCAAUGUUCUGGAAUUGAUUCUUAUCUCAAAGUUUUAGAGUCUGCCAAGGAGAAAAGAGAAGUCCAGAGAAGCAAAUAUAAUAUUGCUGAUGGUAUGCGGCAAAUGUUUGAUCCUUUUGAAAGGGUUGCAAGAGCUCAUCAUGUUUGUCCUUGCUGUGAGCGCUCCUUCUCUUCAGAAGAAGAAGACGAUUUUGUCAAGAAGCAAAGAGUGAAGGCUGCUAGUUCAGCUGAGCAUAUGAAAGUUCUCGCUGUGGAGUCCUCAAAUGCAGAGUCUCAUUAUCAGCAGCUGGAUAAGCUUCGUUUGGUUUAUGAAGAUUAUGUUAAACUUGGCAAGGAGACAAUUCCAAAUGCCGAAAAGGAACUUCAACAACUUAAAGAAGAGAUGGAUGACAAAUCUCAGGCUCUUGACGAUGUUUUAGGUGUUUUAGCACAAAUAAAGACAGACAAGGAUUUGGUUGAGACAUUGGUGCAACCUGUUGAAAAUGCUGACCGGCUUUUCCUAGAAAUUCAACAUUUGCAAAAGGAAGUUGAGGAAUUAGAAUAUAAGCUUGAUUUUCGAGGACAGGGAGUGAGGACUCUGGAGGAGAUUCAAUUUGAGCUUAACACAUUGCAGAGAACAAAGGACAAUUUGCAAUCUGAAUUGGAGAGGCUGAGGGAUGAAGAAAGGCAUAUGGAGAAUGAUCUAUCAAAUAUUCGAUUACGGUGGCACAGUCUAAGGGAGGAAAAAGUGAAAGCAACUGCCAUAUUGGAAAAUGUUAAAAGAUUAGAAGAAGAAUUGGAACGGUUAACUGAAGAAAAGACCCAAGUUGAUCUUGAUGAGAAGCAUUUGGCAGAAGCUCUCAGACCUUUAUCCAAGGAGAAAGAUAAAUUACUUGCUGACCAUAAUGAACUGAAAAUUAGACUCAGUCGCGAGUAUGAGAAUCUGGCUGAACAAAAGAGAACUUAUCAACAAGAAGCUGAUGCAAUUUUUAAAAUGAAUUCCAAGAUUAAAGAGUAUUCUGAGUUAAAGAAAGGAGACAGGUUGAAGGAGCUGCAGGAAAAGAAAUCUCUAUCAGAAUCUCAACUUCAAAGUUGUGAUACCAGGAAGCAGGAAAUUUCAGCUGAACUAAACAAAAGUAAAGAUUUGAUACGAAAUCAAGAUCAAUUAAAAAGAAAUAUUGAGGACAACUUAAAUUAUAGGAAAACAAAGGCUGAAGUAGAUGAGCUAACACAUGAAAUUGAAACACUAGAAGAAAAUAUACUGAAGGCUGGUGGGAUUUCUCCGGUUGAAACUGAACUCCAGAAACUAAAACAGGAGAGGGAGAGACUUCUUUCAGAGAUGAACAGGUGCCAUGGAACAAUGUCUGUUUACCAAAGCAAUAUUUCCAAAAAUAAAGUUGAUCUUAAGCAGGCUCAAUACAAGGACAUAGAUAAGCGAUACUUUGAUCAGCUUAUCCAGCUUAAGACAACUGAAAUGGCCAACAAGGAUCUGGAUAAAUACUACAAUGCACUUGAUAAAGCAUUGAUGCGCUUUCACGCAAUGAAAAUGGAAGAAAUCAACAAAAUUAUAAGGGAAUUAUGGCAGCAAACUUAUCGAGGACAAGAUAUAGACUACAUUAGUAUUCAUUCAGACUCCGAAGGUGCAGGGACUCGUUCUUACAGUUACAAGGUUCUCAUGCAAACUGGAGAUGCAGAGUUGGAGAUGAGAGGAAGAUGUAGUGCAGGUCAGAAGGUUCUGGCAUCUCUUAUCAUACGGUUGGCUUUAGCUGAAACGUUUUGUCUCAAUUGUGGAAUACUCGCACUGGAUGAACCUACCACAAAUUUAGAUGGACCAAAUGCCGAAAGUCUGGCUGCAGCUCUCGUAAGGAUCAUGGAGGACAGGAAAGGCCAGGAAAAUUUUCAGCUAAUUGUAAUCACUCAUGAUGAGCGUUUUGCUCAACUGAUUGGUCAGCGCCAGCAUGCAGAGAGAUAUUAUCGUGUCGCCAAAGAUGACCUUCAGCAUAGUAUAAUCGAAAGUCAGGAGAUAUUUGACUGAAGGACGGAUUUUAUAUGGUUGGUAGUUACUCAUCCAAAUUGUUUGUCGGUGGACUGGCGGAAUGCAAAACCUUUCAAAACCUUUAGCAUUCAACCUUUGGCAUCCCUUCAAAUCAUUUAAAAUCAUUUAUGCUGUAGAUACGUGGCCUGAUCCUAGUUAAUUAAGAAAUUUUAAAGCUGAAGUAUGACCGCAAUUUGUACAAGAAUUUUUUGUUUAGCGGUGGUUUUACGUAUUUGGUCGAUUUAUUGCAUGGAUGGUCCCCGUUAUUGUAGGCCAGUAAAUCAGAAUAGUGAUAUGAAAACAAAACAGGGUCAUUUUAUUAUUUUUCACAGGAUAAUUUGUAUGGCUAUUCAAAAUAAACAAAAGCUCUCCAAGACAUUGGCAUA